CUUGCGACUCUUCUGCAGAUUUUGAUCAGACAGAAGGAGUCUCUCGCCUUCAGCGCUCAUCCGCACCACCACCACCAUCAUCAUCAUCAUCAACCAUCUUCCCCAUGAUCACGUCUCGUUCCUCUCUGUGAGCUUUCAAGAACUACACCACGCAUAGCCAUUCAAAGUUGCAUCACUUGAUCAAAAGCGGAGCGUGCCACUUCUGACUCUUUUGCAAAGAUGUCAUACCCUUCCCUCCUCGAGAGGGUAAAGCUUACGGGUGUGCCAUCAAGCAGCACCCUCCUCUCUCCCUUGCUAGGCGAGCAGCUUGCCAACUCUCACCUCAUCCACAUCCUCAGCUGGGUCUUCAUCAGUCUCCUCUCUCUCACACUCAUCCUUCGCUUUGUGCCGGGUAUCAAAACGGCCCUCUCAUUCGCUUACCACUGCUUCUUGGCACCCAUCGGCAAGAGCACCAAUCAGAGCGAGAGGCUGGAUCGUUUUUACGAAGGUCAAGCUGGCGUGUACGAUGCCACGCGCAGCGGCUUGCUCCGCGGCAGGCGCACUAUGCUCAAAUUGUGCGCUGCCCAGCUUCGUGAGAUGCAACGUACCAACCCUGGGAAACCCCUGGUGUGGGUCGACGUUGGCGGUGGUACAGGAUGGAACAUCGAGGAGAUGUCAAAAUACUUUCCUCUUCACGAAUUAUCCCAGAUUUACCUCAUCGACCUCUGCGCCCCGCUGCUCGAAGUCGCCAAGAAGCGCUUCGCUGCAAUGGACUUGAAGAAUGUGCAGGUGCUUUGCCAAGACGCUCGUGAUUUCCAAUUGCCUGGCUUGGCACCUGAACAGAAGGUGGACCUCUUUACCUGCUCCUACAGUAUCUCGAUGAUCCCUCCAUUUUACGCCGUCAUGGACCGCAUCAACGACAUGCUCGACCCCGAGACUGGUAUCUACGGCGUUGUAGACUUUUACGUCUCUGGUAGAAGCGCGCCAUCUGCGGACAAGAGUGCCAUCAUCGGAGGCGAUACGAGCAGACAGUGCGGCUGGCUCAGUCGUCUUUUCUGGUCUCACUGGUUCGAACUCGAUCACGUCGAGCUUCACCCUGCCAGACGCGACUACCUGGAGUACAAAUUCGGAACGAUCAAGUGCUUCAAUGGCCGCAACAACUUUAUCGUGCCUUUCAUCGUGCGAAUCCCUUACUACAUCUGGAUUGGAUGCUCUCGCGCUCGUGACACUACUGCUGCUAUCCAGGCGUUUGAAGUAGAGGCCGGAAACCGCGUUAUCGUGCCACCUUCAUUCCCUGAGCUCAGCUUCAGCCACUUCCUCGAAGGCGCCCGCUCUCAGCUCUCGGAGAAAGGUAGCGCCAGCAGCAUCGACACGGCCUUUGCUUCCGCUCACAAUGGCCGCGAAAAGUCUGGGCUUGUCGUGAGCCGCCGCCGAGGCUCGGAUGGCAACGCCAGUGACUCUUCCGGAAACGUUCGCCUUGACCUCGGACCUCAGAUUCCUCUCAGCUCUUUCCACUACCAACGCAGGCAAUGGAGAUUGCCCUUUGUCGACAACGAGUUCGCUUCUCAAUUCCGCACCUGGAUUUACGGCUUCGCGUGGGAAGACCCUUAUGUCGAUAUGAAGCACUUUGACAUUGGCGCCAACGACUCUGUGCUCUGCAUCACGUCCGCUGGGUGCAACGCUCUUCACUACGCUGUCGCAGGCGAGCCAAAGCGCAUCCACUGCAUCGACAUGAAUCCCUGCCAAGGUCAUAUCUUGGAGCUCAAGCUGGCGUGCAUUGCCGCUCUGGAGUACGAGGAGUUUUGGGCGCUCUUUGGAGAAGGAAAGCACGCAGACUUCCGCAACCUGCUCGACACCAAGAUCUCUCCUUUCCUCAGCUCUCACGCUUACCAAUUCUGGCGUCUAAACACCGAAGCGUUCAAGAGCAACUUCUACUUCCGAGGAUACUCUGGACACGCUUUGAGACUUGCCAAGGCCGCCUUCUCUUUGGGACGUGUCAAUCGCGAUGUCAAGGCUGCUUGCGAGGCCGAGACGAUUGAAGAGCAGGUCAAGAUUUGGGAGCGACGUAUGAGGGGCAGGAUCAUCAACAAACCCCUCAUCAGGUGGUUCUUGUCCAACCCUGCCUUUUUAUGGAACGCACUGGGCGUGCCCAUCAACCAGAUGAACUGUUUCGUGAACGAAGGCGUCUCUACCGAGCAGUACGCUAUCGACACUUUGGAUCCUAUUCCUCACAGGAGCUUGUUCAAGAACGAAAACUACCACUAUAGGUUGUGCCUGAUGGGCAACUACACCAAGCAGAGCUGCCCGUUGUACCUCAAGCCAGAGGCCUUCAAGAAGCUCAAAGAAGACGCUUGUAGGAGGUUGGAUGCAUUUAGAUUGCACACUGACUCUAUUGUCAAUGUGCUUCGCGGCCUGGAAGAUGCAAGCCUGACGCGGGCCAUCACCAUGGACCACAUGGACUGGUACGACCCGGUCAAGCCGGGUACGGCUUUCCCUAGCGUCAAGGCUGCCAGGAGGGAUGCGGACAAGAGCAUCAGUGAUCUGGACAGGGAGAUCGCCGAGCUCGCCAGGUGCGUGGCGCAGGGAGGAAGCGUGUACUACAGAUCAGCGGCAAAGCAUCCUUGGUACAAUGAGAGGUUCGACAGGGCUGGAUUCAAGACUAGCCCGGUGCACAUCAGGGAGACUGGCAAGAGCAUCGAUCAGGUCAACAUGUACGCCAGCUGCUGGAGAGCCGAGCGCAUCUAGGCUUGCUAGGGUCUCUCUCGUUUCACUCCUCGCAGGCAUCAGACCCGUUUGUUGGGGGGUGAUCGACUCCUCUUCUCCCUUCCCCUUCACUCUCACCCUCGUUCGUGCAUUAUGCUCGAUCUAAAACGUCCCGGACUUGACCCACAUCGGUCGCAUUCGCGCCCAGACAUCCUAAUCAGUUGGGCGCCGACCCAUGCAAGAAAGUAUAUAUAAAAAGAAACAGUCACGCGAUAUCUUCUCUGCCA
This is a messenger RNA of Ceraceosorus guamensis, 2969 nucleotides long. RefSeq lists its product as hypothetical. The record is from RefSeq and is a predicted model, not a curated record. Lineage: Eukaryota; Fungi; Basidiomycota; Exobasidiomycetes; Ceraceosorales; Ceraceosoraceae. The transcript is spliced from 7 exons. Bases 220 to 2724 code for a protein of 834 amino acids.